This is a messenger RNA of Dromaius novaehollandiae (emu), 11746 nucleotides long. RefSeq names its product nuclear receptor ROR-beta-like. Gene Ontology annotation, molecular function: RNA polymerase II cis-regulatory region sequence-specific DNA binding; melatonin receptor activity; nuclear receptor activity. The record is from RefSeq and is a predicted model, not a curated record. The coding region runs from base 408 to 1787 and encodes 459 amino acids. The transcript is spliced from 10 exons. Gene Ontology annotation, cellular component: nucleus. Gene Ontology annotation, biological process: regulation of transcription by RNA polymerase II. Lineage: Eukaryota; Metazoa; Chordata; Aves; Casuariiformes; Dromaiidae.
GAGCUGCCGCCGGGCGCAGAUGUCAUGUGAAAGCGCACAUGCUCUGCCGGCCGCGCAGCCCUCCCCGCGCUGCUUUCCGCGCCUGCUUUCUUAACGGCGUUGUUGCCUUUUUCCACGCGGCUCCUCGCCCCCUCCCUCCCCUUCUUCGCGCCUGAGGAGCCGCCGCCGCUGCCCGCGGGACCCCCCGAGCCCUCGCGGCGCCGGCGGUGGCGGCGGGGCGGCCGCAGCGCGCCCGGCGCAGGGCAGCCGCGGAGCCGCUCCGCGCCGCCGCCCGCGGAGGGAUGGUGUCGCCGGCGGAGCAGACCCGCUCCGGCUGCCGCCUCCGCGCGUGCUGAGACGGGAUUUCUGUGCUAGGGCGCCCGGGCUCCCAGCUUCAUGACUGCGCGCAGCGGGGAGUCGCCAACACCAUGCGAGCGCAAAUUGAAGUGAUACCAUGCAAAAUUUGUGGAGAUAAGUCCUCUGGAAUACACUAUGGAGUCAUCACAUGUGAAGGCUGCAAGGGAUUCUUUCGGCGGAGUCAGCAGAACAAUGCCUCUUACUCCUGCCCAAGGCAGAGAAACUGUUUAAUUGACAGAACCAACAGAAAUCGUUGCCAACACUGCCGGCUGCAGAAGUGUCUUGCCCUGGGAAUGUCUCGAGAUGCUGUGAAAUUUGGAAGAAUGUCCAAAAAGCAGAGGGAUAGCCUGUACGCUGAAGUGCAGAAGCACCAGCAGCGACUGCAGGAGCAGCGGCAGCAGCAGAGCGGCGAGGCCGAAGCCCUCGCCAGGGUUUACAGCAACAGCAUCAGCAACGGCUUGAGCAACCUGAAUAACGAAACCGGUGGCACUUACUCCAACGGGCACGUCAUCGACCUGCCGAAGUCUGAGGGUUAUUACAAUGUGGAUUCUGCCCAGCCUUCCCCGGAUCAGUCUGGGUUAGACAUGACUGGAAUCAAACAGAUAAAGCAGGAACCUAUCUAUGACCUCACUUCUGUACCAAACUUGUUUACCUAUAGCUCUUUCAACAACGGGCAGUUAGCUCCAGGAAUAUCCAUGGCUGAAAUAGAUCGAAUUACACAGAAUAUCAUUAAAUCUCAUUUGGAGACAUGUCAAUAUACAAUGGAGGAACUACACCAGCUAGCAUGGCAGACUCACACGUAUGAAGAAAUUAAGGUUUACCAGAGCAAGACGAGAGAAGCUCUGUGGCAGCAGUGUGCCAUCCAGAUCACUCACGCCAUCCAGUACGUGGUGGAGUUUGCGAAGCGGAUAACCGGCUUCAUGGAGCUCUGCCAGAAUGACCAAAUCCUACUCCUUAAGUCAGGCUGCUUGGAAGUGGUUUUGGUGAGAAUGUGCCGUGCCUUCAACCCACUCAACAAUACUGUUCUGUUUGAAGGAAAGUAUGGAGGGAUGCAAAUGUUUAAAGCCUUGGGUUCUGAUGAUCUGGUGAAUGAAGCGUUUGACUUCGCAAAGAAUUUAUGUUCCUUACAGCUGACUGAAGAGGAGAUUGCCUUGUUUUCAUCUGCUGUUCUGAUAUCGCCAGAUCGAGCCUGGUUAAUAGAGCCAAGGAAGGUCCAAAAGCUUCAGGAAAAAAUUUACUUUGCACUUCAACACGUGAUCCAGAAGAACCACCUUGACGACGAGACUUUGACGAAGUUAAUAGCCAAGAUACCAACCAUUACUGCACUUUGCAACUUGCACGGAGAGAAACUACAGGUAUUUAAACAAUCUCAUCCAGAUAUAGUGAACACACUGUUUCCUCCAUUGUAUAAGGAGCUUUUCAAUCCAGACUCUACCACUGGCUGCAAGUGAAGGGGAAGACAAAAUUGUCACAUAGUCAUGGAAUGCAUCACUGUUAAGACAAAAGAAAUGUUUUCAUGAAGAACUUAUUAAAAAUGUCACUACUGCAACACUAGGAAUGUCCUGCACUUAAUAGAAUUAUUUUUCACCGCUACAGUUUGAAGAAUGUAAAUAUGCACCUCUGAGUGGGGUUCUUUUUUUUUCUUUUCUUUGUUUACUUUUUUUUUUUUAACUGACCAUGAAUAUACAAAUAUAGGACACUGGGUGUUACCUUUUUUUAAUUUUAUUUUAUUGGGGUAUGUUUUGGGAGACAACUGUUCAUAGAAUUUUAUUGUAGAUAUAAAUGAGAAUAGAGCAGUACUUUGCAGUAUUACUCUUGCUGUUUAUUGUUCAAAUAUAAUUUAAGAAAAUUCCAUUUAUUAGACUUGCCUAUUUCUUGUUUUUAGAUAGUUUAAUGCAUGUGGAAAUUUGUAGCUGUCUUGGAAAUUAUUGUGCAUGUAUGGAAUACACAUAUAAAUAUGUAUAUGUGCUAUAUACAUAUAUAUAUAUGUAUAUAUUAUAUGCAUACAUGCUGUAGCUUAAAAAUCCCAUGCCUACUUUCAAAGGAUGCUCAGCCAGGCUCUCAUGCAUUUCUUACUCUCCAAAUAAUAUGUUAGAUUUACUUUGGGCAAUCAAGAUUUACUUUGCCAGCCAGAGUUAAAUCAUCAACUGCCGAUGUAUAAUGACAGGAUCACUUCUGAGACGUAUAAUGUAGUGCAUGUGUGCAGUCUGUAAAUGGAACAUCAGGAAUGUAUCGAUGGUGCAAAAGCCUUGUCUGGAUGAUUCCAGUGGAGAGAGGAAAGGUUUUUUUGGAAUUUGCUCCGUUACAGGGAUAGAGCAUAUACAAAAGUGAACAUGGUAGGACCUGAUGUCAGUAAGGUACCUAAAACACAGAGUAAAAAUGUAGACUAUCCUACCCUUACAUUUUUCUGAUUUGACAAAAGGUUUUAUUCUAUACAGAAGUAGUUGCAAGGCUUGUUUGGUUUUUGCUGAAAUCAAUGGUAAUCUCAGAGAAAACCAUAGGAAGCCUAAAAUGUAGCUCUGAAGAGUAGCAGCCACAGGGAAGGAAGGAAGGGAAGAGGAAAGACAAAGUGAGCAAAGACCAUGGUUACAAAGGCAACCACAACUAUCACUAGAUAUGACAUAGCCAUCAUCUAGAUGGGCCGAUGGUUUCCAUUCUACAUAUAUAUAUAAAAAUGUAUAUGUAUAUAUACACAUAUGGUUGAUUUUAUGUGCACUUCAGGAGGGGAGCAAAGGAUCAGGGAUUUCUUUUUGUCUGUCUCUGAGUUGACUUUGUUCAUUUUCUUGCAAAACCAAAGGCCAGCACAGAGCUAGGUCUGAUCUGGAAACAUGCAGGUGUAGAUUGGAUUGCAAUUGCCAUCAUCGCUUCAACCCUGGCACAUUCUGAUACAUGGUUUUGAUUUAUAUCUAUAUAGAUUACAGAGCACAUACUGAGCAAAGGGGAGUGGAAGAAUGCCACAGGUUUAAUCUUGUGAAUUAAUUAAAUUUAAUUAGCAGUCAUGACUAAUGUAUCUGGAUGCUGCCAGAGCCACAAACCAUAGACUUUCUACCUAUGGAAGAGCAGGGGUUCAGCUUCCCCCACGACUCUGUCCUUACGACCCUUUUAUCCUGAGGAAGCUUUUCCAGAGAAGUCUUCUUCAGGGACUCCAGCGGAGGCUGUAGAGCAGAAAUCAUUGGAAGCAGGCAGUAGAGAAGAGAUGAUCUGAAGGCAGGACUUACAAGCAGAUGUAUUUUUUUAUUUCAAAUCUCAUAGAAGUCAAUGCAGUCUGAGGUACAGCAAGGAGGAGGACACUCAGGGAGGCUGAAGGACCUGCUGUGUGCAGGGUUUUGCGGCACAGCAGUGCCAUGGGAGCCCACAGGGGCACAGCUGGCCCAGGGCACAAGCAGAAACACGGGGUUGUUGCCGUGAUAGCUUAAUGCCUCCAGCUUUUCCAGCAGACCCACACAGCUCUCGUGUCCAUCUUCCGUCCCUCUUUCUGCAGGACCAAAUAAUUCACAGUGUAUUUUAUAAAGUUUCCCCUUGUCCUCCAUCAACUGAUUUACGUGUUUACAUGACACAUUUCAUGACAGCAUCUACUCUAGACAACACCAACAGUUUUGUUCUGUUCUUUCUUCUUAGCAAUCCCUUAGAUACAACAGCAGUCAUAAACCCUCAACUCUAUAGAUGUUUCUCUGAAAGUCCAUUUCAGCCUCAAGAAAAAAAAGCACAGCACAGUCAGUUGUGCUGAGAAUAAUUUUAUUGUAAACGUGACAACAUCUGCAAAAUUACAUAAUGCUGUACAAGGGCAAUUUCUAAAAUACUUGUUUUACUCCAAAUUCAGGGCACAUUUCCUGAUCUCUACUAAUUACAUUAAAAUGUCUUCAGUUAACAUAGAUAAGAAUGCAUUACUGUUGAUGCUUCUUUAUACCACCUAAACUCUAAAAUGGCAACAUUUUAUAAGGUGAUUUGUCUUUUUGCAUCUUUUACAUGGCAAGUCUGUGAAUAGGACCACAAACUCCACCUCUUUCUAAUUUCAGAAAAGUUAAUUAGCUGUACUUAUUCAUGGCCUACGUGCAGGCAUUUGGAAAAAAAGUCAAGUCAAACUGAACAUUAGAAGAGCUCAUUUUUGAUUGCUAGGGCUUAAUACCUACCUUGUAAUUUCCAAACACAAGGACACACAGAUAUAUAUUUAUUUCAAAUCCUUUUUAAAUUGUUUUGGUAUGUUAGAAGUAGCAUAUUUAGCCAGCCUACAAAAAUAUAAAUAGAUUAUAUGUAUUUCUGUCCUUAGUGUUAGUAAAUAAAGAAGUUUUGUUGUGUUCAUAUAUGUCCCUCGCUGUUAUGUGCUGCUUCUUGAAAAUAUUUUAUUCUUUCCAAAUCAUAUAUCAAUCCUUAGGAUUUCUGACUUGUGUCUUAGGCAAGAUGACUGAAUGCAGAUGACCAGUGAAAAAGACAUUGUUUAUUCUUUACCCAUAGUACUUUUCAUCCUUAAAGCACUUACUAAUCACUGCAACCUAUUCUGUAAAUUCCAGCCUAUUCCAUAAAUAAGGAUUAUUGUCCUUUUUUAAAGAUAAGCAUAUGAAGGCAAAGAAGUUAAAUGACUUGCUAAGGACCACAGAGAAAGCAGUGUCCCAUCUUGGGUUGAAAGUGGAUUCUUGCCUCCUGGUCCUAAAAUCUUUAAGCUACAAAAUCUUCAUUGUCGUUAACAGGCAAUAGUCUGUAUAAACAAUUACGAAUGUUGACAAUCAAUCAAAUUAUUAGCUUCAAAUAAUGUUAAUUAUGAACAGCUUUUUCUGCUUUUGUUACAACUUUAAAGAAUUUGAGCAAUUAAUCCUGUUGUUUAUUUGGAGAAUAAAAAUUCAUUCUCAUACAUUAUUUGUGGUAACUAAGGUUGAUAAAUUUUGUUUAAUUUUCUGUGAUUUGGGACUGGCUACAUAAGUAGAGUAGAACUUUUUUCUGCCACUUCAUUGACUGACUAUAGAACAACAAAUAACUGUCAUACACUAUGGGCUGGAAUUUUGUUGUUUUUGAUAUAUGGCCAUUUAUACUCAAAUUUUCAAAUUCCGGAGGUUGGGUUUCUGAUGUUUGGAUCCUGAUAUUGAAGUUAUCCAUUAGACUUUAAACAAUAAAACAGCACGAGUCCCAAUAAUUAGCAGCAUAUUCCACUCAGAAAAUUCAUUUCAGAAAAUAUUAGUGCUGCACUUUAUUUCUUACUGGCUUUCCUUAGUCCAUACUAGUAUCUGAAAUCCUUCAAUUAAAUCUCUAGAGCUAAAAUUUGUCACAUCUGCUCUGUAGUAAUUGCUAAUGUUUGUUGACUUUUUAGCCACAAGCUCUUCAAAUGGGACGUAUUUUUCAAUAAUUAACCCCAGAUUUUUAACAAAUAAAGAUUUAAAAUAUAUAUUGAAUCUUCUACUUCUAGCAUUGUUUGCAGAUAACUCAACCAUGUUGAUCUAAAUUAUCCUUGGUGUCAAGCAGGCAGAUGUAGACUGUUCAUUACACUACCACAGGGACUUAAUUUUGGUGUAAAUGUCACUCUUGCCAGCUCUUUGUAUAAAGAAUUAAUUCCAAGAGUCAUAUUUUCUUUUAAUGGAAAGAUUGCUUUAGUGAUUGCUAGAAAAACAGGGUAAUAGAAGGCACUCAGCUGAACCAACUUGUUUCCAAAAGCUAUAUAUAUUUUAUGAUUGGUUUGUGAUAGGCAACAUUUAGGAUCUGAUUCUGAAAGUUGUCAGGCUCCCUGAGCUCUAACUAGAGCUGUUAAAAUUGGAGGCAUCUCAGCACCACACAGAAGGUGCUCAACCCCUCGUAAAGUCAGAGGCCCUCAGCAUUAGGAGGUCCCCUUUGAGCUUUGUGGAGCACAAGUCAGAUGUUGUCCUCAUACUUGCUUUUUAAUGCUUUUGCUUUGCGCUUCGUGUUGUUCAUUUCAGCUUCAUUUCACAGAGGCCAAUUUAUUUUCUGUGUUGAGUCUUGGGCACCAGCGUUGGCUCGGUGCACGUAUCUGAGGGUAGGGUGUCGCAGGUGGGGCAGCUACAGGACUUGUCCGUGAAUGUGAGCUUCGCUACGUGGUUGUCUUUGCUCCCAUGGGAGUAGCUUGCGCAGAUGUAUGUUUCCCUGUAGGUUAGUUUUGCAGGGAUUUCUGCCCCAACAACUUUUACACAAAGAGGAUGCAAAGCUUUUCUCUCACGCUGUCCUCUCACCCUCCCACCGCCAGGCUGUGAGAGCUGCUCCGAGACGGUGGCGUCUCCGAGCAGUUCGCUGAGCAGCCCAGAGCCGUGCAGCUGAUGGCUCCUGUCCCCCCAUAUCUUUCUCCCCUCCUGUAAAGCUGUGCUACAAAGCACAGCCGAAAGGCGUUCAGGCUCCCACCAUCUUCCUUCCUCCCAACUAUUUUUGUGUUGAUGAUGCUGUUUCCAGUAUAGGCAAUAUCUGACCUGGAAGAUUGGUUCCUGUUUUUAGAGUUGUCUAUUGGACAUCCCAGGAACAUAGCACCGGGCAACAAGAUCAAAAUGAAACACCAGUCUUUUUGGUCCAAAUGCAUUGUGUCUAGAUAUAUGUGUUGAAAUGGAAACCUGAGACAGAACAGCUUUCUUUUCCCUGACACUAACGAAAUAGAGUAUUUAUAGUUACCUAUGUAUCCCAGCACUUUCUGCCUCCACUCUGAAGACUAACUACUGUCUCUGACAUCCUUUAGGAACAGUGUGUUGGAGACUCGGUCCUCUUUCCUUUAAGUUUCACACUUUGUAAAUGACAAUCACUGCUUGAUGCAGAUGUUGCACUGUAUGCCACUCAGGGAUGUUUCAUUAUUAAAAAUAGCUAUAUAAAUAUAAUGGUAAUAAUAAGGAAGAGAAUGUUAGAGGCUUUGAGGGGCACAGGUUGAGCUGCUCAAACGAAUGUGACCCAGACAAGGCUUUCAAGCCAGCGAUUAGAACUAACAUUGGUGUAAACUGAAUUCACUGUCAGUGUUUCCUCAGCUUGAUGCAGGACUCACUACACCCGUUGUUUCGCAGUCACUGAAGCAUUUCUGAGCAAUCAGUUUAUGCUUUGAAAGGCCUUUUGGAAGCAAAAUGCAGAUGAGCUCUGUACAAAUUACUGAAUUUAGGCAAUUGACAACAGAAAGUGCAGUUUAAAGGUACUGAGUUUAGGUACCGUUAAUGUGGGUUCAUAUUCAGAACUGCUGCGGGUAUGUAAGAGGAAGGGCUAAGAUAUGGAAUAAAUGACAGCAUGUCAGCUGACAGCCACAGUUUUCUGAAUUACCACAUGGAGAAAUGCCUAUAAAGAGCAAGCAAUAUAAAAUGAACUGGCUAACUGCUAUCCUUUCCUCUCACAGAUGCACCAAGCCAUAACCAUCACUCAGGCCUCUGUAUGGCAUGCCCAGUCCUCUGCUCAUCUCCAGCAAAUGUGCAUAAGACCGCUUUUUAUACCACACUACUGAAAAAUACUCCCAUUUCCUAAUCAUGAGAGGUUUGAAAUGCACUUAUGUUUACCUUUCGCUCUACUCCAAAUGUUGUCAAUAGACCUAUCGUUAUAAGAACAUACACAGAAAGACAGAUUGCAGUGGAUUAUUUUACCAGUCAUUGAGCUGAUGCCAGGUCUCUAACCAAGGGGCUCUCCCCACCCCUGAGCCUGAUUGUUGCCCCUAUCCUCAUAGUGAAUAGGUAUGCUUUUGUGCUCCUUCCAUCUGCUGGAUUUGCUAUACCUAGAAAGCCGGUGGACAACCUCAUCAAGAGGUGGAAAGGAGAGACCAAGACCCCUAAGCAGCAAGGUCCUUAUUGUUUGCCAAGUGUCCUGCUGCAAUUUCAGUUUUCAUCUUUGAGGUUGUCGGGAGCCAUUUCUAAGCAACUGAAAUUCUUGCUAGCAUUUCACUUGCCCCUUAAAAAGAAAAGUCCUCUUAAUCCUUCUAUUUCUCUCCCCUUCUCCUCCUUCUUCCUAAUGAGUGAAGCCUAGAGUGGGAAAUGACUCAUCUUUGGUCCUUCUCAAAGCUGGCUCAGUUUGCAUAAGAGAUGUUGCACUCAGAAGGCAGGAAGCAGGCUCCUCUCUCCUCUCCCUCCCAGCCUGCAUGUCAUGACUGCGUUGUCCCUGCAUGCAUUGUCCCCGUAAGUAGGACUGUAUGACAAUGAGCCAAAACCCCCAGGAAUUUACCAUCCCAGAAAUGGUUUGCAGCAGACCACUUCAGCUUAAAAGCCACUUGCAUAUGCCCUCUAAACUGUAGGCAAAAGCCAUGGUGAAAAGAAUAGGCCCUAAAAUUUCUCCAGUGGUAACUCAAGGACCAGUAACUCCUAAAAAGGCAGUCUGAACAUCCAGCGACACGAUGGAUGUGUCAGUGUCCUCCAAACAACGCUUCCAUUUUGUUUAUGCUGAGAGAAUAAUGAAAUGCACAAAACGCACUUGCAAAGGUGGAAUAGAAACUCAUUUGGGGUCGAAUAUUUCCUGGGUGUUACUGCACACAGCGAGGAUAGUGCUGCUCACAGUGAGUUCACUAACAUGAUGUACUACAAUUACAUAAUUUCAUCAUCCUCACAAUUCAAGCACAGCACACAGGGAGAGUGAAAGAAAACAUCAUUGAAUAUAGCAGCAAUAAAUAAAUUAUAAGUGUUUCUUUGUAACUGUACAUGCAGAAAAUGUUUGCUUUGCACGCGGUCUUCUGUACAAUAAUAUAAAGAAAAAACUUUGUUAAAUGUAGAUAUCACAGUGUUUUUACAUAUUUGUUGGAUUCGCUGGAUGGAGCUGCUAAUUUGUGAUCGAAGAUACUGCUGUUGGGAAAAAUGUAUGUGCUUCAAGAAAAGGCUGAGACCCUUGUUUAUGGCUAUACAUUGGCAACAGUAAAGUAUGUUCAAUAUAAAACUCUGUCUGGACAGAAUUAGAAAAUUGUCUCCUGGUUUUCAAUUUUAUGAUCAUGUUGGUCCCUUAUUAUUUAGGCAACAAAAACUCAACUGCAUUGAAGAACAAGCAGGGCCAGAUGGGCAGCCACAAAGAACAGGCUUUACCUUAAAGUCUGUUCCACUUAAAACCGGCUUAUUUAAAAAAAAGGAGGAAAAAAAAGCACUUAUAUUUGUCUUGAUUAGACACUCAGCUUAAUAAUCAAAGUAACUAGAUUAGGCUGUCAGCUUCUUCUGGGAUUCAGAUGCACUACAGUUGUGUUUCUUUAAUGUGUCACUUCAAUGUCUAAAUCAGGCGAAAAACAGAGUCAUUGUUAGUAUAAAAUGCUGAUAAUGACUUAACCCUACGAAGUGUCAACCAUGCAUUCUUGUGCAGUAGACAGGGAUUUAUUCAUGCACUUAUUCUUAAAAAGCCACUGAGUAGCAUAACGUGUAAACUAGCUGUGAUGAUAGUCUUUGCCUCUUGCAUUACUGCAACGUGACCUCUGGCGGGCUGCAGGGAGGGGCUCUGCGAUUGUACUUGUGGCCACAAAUAAAGCACAACUCAACUCUAAGCAAGCCGUUAUCGACACCCAGCUACAUCAAAUGCAUGGGGUAUUUUGAGAUUUAUGCUAAUCGCUGUGAGAUAAUUCCCAUGUUAAACUAAUUACUCUGGCUGUAAUGAAUGGACAGUGUAAAUAAAUUAGGAAUCAGAAUAGGAACAGAAUCCCUUAUUUUACAACUGCACUGUCUGCCUCAUCUGAUUAACACUAAAGAAAGUAACUUAAAAACUAAACAAACAAAACAAGAAAAAAAAGCCUGAGUAUGUAUUGUAGAAAUGUAGAAGACAAAUAAAAUAUUUUUUGAAAUGUAAUUACUUUUAAUAUAUGCUUGUGGAAGUCUAAUACUAUGUAUGCUGUCUCUGUAAUUUUUGCUGUAAAUAACUUGGGACAGUGAAUACACUGAUUUUUUCUAUGUCUCUGUUUAAGCAUAAGACUUUGUAAUGAUUUUUUUUAAAGAGGAAAAACAUCAAAGAGCAAAUUAUGUACUUGCUUCCUAUAAGUGUAAUGUACUCUUCAGUUUUUAUGGAAACUGAUUGUAAUAGAUAAAGCCUUUUGACCAGCCGUUGGUGUUCAGUGUAUAAUUCUGUUUGUAACGGGGGAAAAAAAGACAGGACUAUCAAUGAAACCUGUUCCCAGUGAGUCUGUAUAGUGAGUAUUGUAUUAAUACCUGCAGACCGUAUUUGAAUAAUAUAAUUUGAAGAAAGGUUGCUCAAGCAAAUAAUGUUUCCUUACAGCAUAUGGCUUUUAUGAACCUUCUGGCAUGGAUUAUAUUAAUAGAAACAAAUUUUUCUUUCCAAUGAGCAAAAUAUUUUUGUAUGCUUUUAAUUUCUUAUUCAAAUUUGAGGUCAGGCCACUCAUUAGCUGUAAUCUGAAGCCAUAACUGACCUUCACCAAAUACAUGUUUUAAAGAUCAUAAUAGAAAAAGAAAUUAUGUCCAGUUAAUCAACAGCUGUAAUAACACAGGCAGGAGCAUAAGUAACAUGACUUUAAUGGCUACUAUUUUAUGAUUACCGAUUUAUAAAAAAAGAAAAACAUAAUUAAAAUAGAUAUUUAGAUUUAAAUGAAACUUUCUAAUAUUUUUGAAAUAUCCCUGAAAAUGCUUCCUUGCUUUUAGGAUUAUGAGAGAAACUGAUUUUUCGUAUACUUCCAACUUUCAAAUAUCUAAUGUUUUUAUCCUAUUUCCAGUUCAUUUUGUUAGAGUGAAAUGAGAUUGUUAAGACCCAGAUCUCCAAGCCAUGAACUAUAUGGUGCUUGGUUGUAGCUACAUUGUUGUAAAUCGAUUUGAUUUGAAUUUUGGGGGAUAUUGUUUGCCACUUGAUAAGUGUGCUCACCACUGUUGGUAACGCACAAGAGUUGCAUUGCCUGUCAAGAAGUGUGUUAAAAAAAUGAUCAGCUAAAAUACGAUUCAAAAUGAAUCCCUCUCAAAAGCAGAACAAAAAUUCCUUUCUAAAAUGAAAUGUCUCAUAGAGUCAACAGUCAUUUUUUUUUUUCUGAUGCUUAAUUGUAAAAUAAUUAUGAUAUAUAUCUUAACUGGCUUGUAGAUGCAAAAAGCAAAACCACAAAUGAACCAUGGCACACUGGGUAAAAAUCUGGCUCCAUUGAAAUCAAGGGGGAAACCACCCCUGAUUUCAGUGGAGCCAGGAGUUCAUCCAGCAUUUUUACAUCUGCAGUUUUCUUCUGAUCUUUCUCCCUUGUUUAAUAUAUCUGACCUAAUUUAUGUGUAUGUGAGUAAAACUACAGCCUGAUUCAUUUAGAAAGGGAUCAUUGAGGGUUUUAUUUUUUAUCAUGAAUUUCCUAGGACCAGCAUCCCUGUCAAAUGAAAAGGUUCUAUAUUACUUUAGAAUGUAAUAGAUCUUUGUCUUAUUUUAUGUCCUGUAAAUUAUUAGUUCACUACUGUUAGCAUUCCAUAAUAAUGCACACAUGAUCUUUGAAUGUUUUCUGUAAAUGACAAUCAAUGUUGAUGAAGUUCCUUUCUUUAAUGCUGAACAAAAUUAAAAAAAAAAACUGUAUAAGAAAAUAAAA